CACUGCCGAAGUUGCGUGGUUGCAUCCGCCAGCCGGGCUCAAUGAAUCGCAAGUAUCAUGUGGAUCCACGAUUUGUUGGCUAGCUAGUAUGGGGUAGUAGCCAAUUCCAAUCUUUGUUAUCACCGGUCACCACCAAGCACAAUUUAUAGCUGUACGCCCGCAUACUUCUGCAGUCAGCAAAUCAUCAUCCAGCCAAUUCAGGCAUUUUACUUGCUCUCCCACUCGGACGACGCCGACAAUGGCAGCGAAGGGAAACCCAGCGGAUGCGGUCGCCAUCGUGGCCGUGCCGUUCCCGGCGCAGGGCCACCUCAACCAGCUCCUGCACCUGUCGCUGCAGCUCGCGUCGUCGUCGCACGGGCUCACGGUGCACUACGCUGCGCCGGCGCCGCAGCUCCGCCAGGCGCGGGCGCGCGUGCACGGCUGGGACGACAAGGCCCUCCUCUCCGUCCAGUUCCACGACCUCGGCGUCUCCACGUACGUCUCUCCGCCACCCGAUCCCACCGCCGACGCGCCCUUCCCCUCCCACCUCAUGCCCCUCUGGGAGGCGUACACCGCGGACGCGCGCGCCCCGCUCUCGGCGCUCCUUGGCGAGCUGUCCGCGUCCUACCGCCGGGUCGUCGUCAUCUGCGACAUCAUGAACUCCUUCGCCGUCAAGGAGGCGGCGCGGCUGCCCAACGGCGAGGCAUUCGUGUGUAACUGCGUAGCCGUGUCGUCCGCCACCGGGAGCAUCGACCCCGGGCACCGGCUCCUGCGCGAGAACGGCCUCCGCUUCAUUCCCAUGGAUACCUACUUGACCAAGGAGUUCAUGGACUACGAGCAACAGCGAGCAAGAGCGGCGCAGUCGAUCUCGUCCUGCGCCGGCAUCCUCGCGAACGCGUGCCGCGCGCUCGAGGGUGAAUUCAUCGACGUUUUCGCCGAGAGAUUGGAUGCCAGCAGCAAGAAGCUCUUCGCGAUCGGGCCGUUAAACCCACUGCUCGACACGGGCGCAUUGAAGCAGGGCCGGCGGCGACACGAGUGCCUUGACUGGCUCGACAGGCAGCCACCGGAAUCCGUGCUCUACGUGUCGUUCGGCACGACGUCCUCUCUUCGGGUGGAGCAGGUCGCGGAGCUCGCCGCGGCACUGCGCGGCAGCAAGCAGCGGUUCAUCUGGGUGCUGCGCGACGCCGACCGCGGCAACAUAUUCGCGGGCUCCGGCGAGAGCGAGAGCCGGUACGCCAAGCUUCUGUCCGAGUUCUGCAAGGAAACCGAAGGCACGGGCCUGGUGAUCACCGGGUGGGCGCCGCAGCUGGAGAUCCUGGCGCACGGCGCCACGGCGGCGUUCAUGAGCCACUGCGGCUGGAACUCCACCAUGGAGAGCCUGAGCCACGGGAAGCCGAUUCUGGCGUGGCCCAUGCACUCGGACCAGCCGUGGGACGCGGAGCUGGUGUGCAACUACCUCAAGGCCGGAUUCUUGGUAAGGCCAUGGGAGAAGCACGGUGAGGUGGUGCCGGCGACAACCAUACAAGCGGUGAUCGAAAAGAUGAUGGCAUCUGAAGAAGGGUUGGCGGUGCGGCAGCGCGCGAAGGCCCUCGGCCAUGCCGUCCGUUCAUCGCGCAAUGAUCUUGAGGACUUCGUUGAUCAUAUCACAAGAUGAUCGAAGAACGCCAUGUUCCGAAAGGUAAAAAUUAAUCAUAUACCCUCAUUUUUCAAUCUAAAUGUGGAGGGUAUAUGAUUCAAUCUCCUGUUAAACUUUCUUUGGCUUAAUAAAAUUCGACCGCACCGCUCACGCCGGACCUUAAAUAAAAGGGCUUCAAACUUUGUGUGUGAGGCUUUGUUUAGUUGCUUACAAAGUUGGAAAUUUAGUUUGAAAUUGGUACGAUGUGACUGAAGAGUUGUGUGUGUAUAACAGAUUGAUAUGAUGGAAAAAGUUCGAAGUUUGGAUCUAAACAGAGCCUGAGUAAUAGUUUUGUUUUGAAUGCGACUAUUUGAAUUACAUGAUUUAAGUAAA
Oryza sativa Japonica Group (Japanese rice) is the source of this 1987-nucleotide messenger RNA. Its product is annotated as cis-zeatin O-glucosyltransferase 1. The record is from RefSeq and is a predicted model, not a curated record. NCBI's taxonomy places the organism in Eukaryota, Viridiplantae, Streptophyta, Magnoliopsida, Poales, Poaceae. Gene Ontology annotation, molecular function: UDP-glycosyltransferase activity.